Molecule: messenger RNA, 2199 nt
Organism: Knipowitschia caucasica
Lineage: Eukaryota; Metazoa; Chordata; Actinopteri; Gobiiformes; Gobiidae
Source: the annotation of a GenBank genome assembly
AUGACCAAGAUGCCUGAACCGCGAGAUCAGCCGAUGGAGGAGGAGGGAGAGGUUGAGACUUUUGCCUUCCAGGCGGAGAUCGCUCAGCUCAUGUCCCUCAUCAUCAACACCUUCUACUCAAACAAAGAAAUCUUCCUCAGAGAGCUCAUCUCCAACUCUUCAGAUGCUCUGGACAAAAUCCGUUAUGAAAGCCUCACAGACCCAACCAAACUGGACACCUGUAAAGACCUGAGAAUUGAAAUAAUUCCUAACAAAGAGGAACGCACACUAACUCUAAAAGACACGGGCAUCGGCAUGACCAAAGCUGACCUGAUCAACAACCUGGGAACCAUUGCCAAGUCGGGCACCAAGGCCUUCAUGGAGGCGCUGCAGGCUGGAGCAGACAUCUCUAUGAUCGGACAGUUUGGCGUGGGUUUCUACUCCGCCUACCUGGUGGCAGAGAGGGUCACGGUCAUCAGCAAGCACAACGAUGAUGAGCAGUACGCAUGGGAGUCGUCUGCUGGAGGGUCCUUCACUGUCAAGACCGAUGACUUUGAACCGAUUGGACGUGGCACUAAGGUGAUCCUCCACCUGAAAGAAGACCAGAUGGAAUACAUAGAGGAAAAACGAAUCAAGGAGAUUGUCAAGAAGCAUUCGCAGUUCAUUGGAUAUCCCAUCACCCUCUUUGUGGAAAAAGAGCGUGACAAGGAGGUGAGUGAUGAUGAGGAAGAGGAGCAGGAGCAGAAGGACAAGGACAGCGAGAAGGGAGAUGAUGAGAACGAGGAUAAACCGGAGAUCGAGGACGUGGGAUCUGACGAUGAGCACGAACAAAAGUCCGACAAGAAGAAGAAAAAGAAGAUAAAGGAGAAGUACAUCGACGAGGAAGAGCUGAACAAAACCAAACCGCUGUGGACCCGAAACCCAGACGACAUCACCAACGAGGAGUACGGAGAGUUCUACAAGAGCCUCACAAACGACUGGGAGGACCACUUGGCUGUCAAGCACUUUUCGGUGGAAGGGCAGCUGGAGUUCCGCGCUCUCCUCUUCGCACCUCGGCGCGCCCCGUUCGACCUGUUUGAAAACAAGAAAAAGAAGAACAACAUUAAGCUGUAUGUGCGUCGUGUCUUCAUCAUGGACAACUGCGAGGAGCUCAUCCCAGAAUACCUCAAUUUCAUCAAGGGCGUGGUAGACUCCGAGGAUCUGCCACUGAACAUCUCCAGAGAAAUGCUGCAGCAGAGCAAAAUCUUGAAGGUGAUCCGCAAAAACCUGGUCAAGAAGUGUCUGGAGCUGUUCACUGAGCUAGCGGAGGAUAAGGAAAACUACAAGAAGUGCUACGAGCAAUUUUCAAAGAACCUCAAGCUUGGAAUCCACGAGGACUCUCAGAACCGGAAGAAGCUGUCGGAGCUGCUGCGCUACUACACCUCUGCCUCUGGAGACGAGAUGGUGUCCCUCAAAGACUAUGUCACACGCAUGAAGGAGAACCAGAAGCACAUCUACUACAUCACUGGUGAGACCAAAGAGCAGGUGGCCAACUCUGCAUUUGUGGAGCGUCUGCGAAAGGCCGGACUGGAGGUGAUCUACAUGAUUGAGCCCAUCGACGAGUACUGUGUCCAGCAGCUGAAGGAGUUUGAGGGAAAGAACCUGGUGUCCGUGACCAAAGAGGGUCUGGAGCUGCCUGAAGACGACGAUGACAAGAAGAGCUUGGAGGAGAAAAAGGCUCAGUUUGAGAAUCUAUGCAAAAUCAUGAAAGACAUCCUGGAAAAGAAGGUGGAAAAGGUCACUGUGUCCAACCGCCUUGUCUCCUCUCCCUGCUGCAUUGUCACCAGCACGUACGGCUGGACGGCCAACAUGGAGCGUAUCAUGAAGGCCCAAGCCCUCAGAGAUAACUCUACCAUGGGGUACAUGGCUGCUAAGAAGCACCUGGAGAUCAACCCUGACCACCCCAUCAUGGGCACGCUGCGACAGAAGGCUGAGGCGGAUAAGAAUGACAAGUCCGUGAAGGAUCUGGUGAUUCUGCUGUUCGAGACUGCGCUGCUGUCUUCUGGCUUCACGCUGGAUGAUCCACAAACCCACUCCAACCGGAUCUACAGGAUGAUCAAACUCGGACUGGGUAUUGAUGAGGACGACUUAUCAACUGACGAGAUCAGUGCCGCCCCCACAGAAGACAUGCCUCCACUUGAGGGAGAUGAUGAUGCCUCGCGGAUGGAAGAAGUCGACUAA